AUGGAUAGCAACAAAUUCUUCACUGCAUUCGCGAACGCAACAAAUACUUCAAAUGCUACAACUGGAAUUGAACGUACACCCCAACUUUCUGCCCGAUCGCACCAAGUUGAUAUCGCCUUUGUUGUCGUCUUUUGCAUCCUUGCUUUGAUGAUUGUGUUUGGAAACUCGCUGGUGAUUGGUGCAUUUCAAGUCAACCGACGACUUCGCACAGCAAGUAAUAUGUUAUUGAUAUCAUUAGCAACCGCUGACAUACUGAUCGGAACAAUUUCUGUGCCGCUGUACGUUUAUGUAUCAGUAACAAACAGCUAUCAAUUACGCACCGUUCAUAUGAUCUUUGACAUCAUCUGUGGAGUGUCUUCGGUUCUUAAUCUCACAGCCAUAAGCUUGGAGAGAUGUUACGCUCUGAUUUAUCCCAUAAAGCAUCGCAACAUCAGCAAACGUAUGUUGUGCAUAAUAUUUUAUUUCUAAUUAUUUCUUACUGAAAUUGCACAGCCGAGGCUACAGAUGUUGGUGCCAAUACCCUUAAAGGUUUUCCUCCUUGAUUUUAAACACCAUUUCUUCUUCUUCUUCUUGAUGACCAUGCACUUUGGCCCCGUCCACAAUACUGCGUUUUCGUUUUCAAACGCAAAACAUUUGGAUGCGUUUAGGCCUCUCCAUCCACACUAAUACUCUAAGCGGUUUCAUCGAAAACGGAUCGAUUCGAAAACGCUCUUAAAAAUGGAUGAAAACAAAAAUGCAUGCACUUCGUAUUAGUGUGGACGGUGGCUUAGCUUGGGAAGUUUGCGAUUUUUGAUACAAGCACCAAAAUUUGUAGGAACAUAUACAUUCUCAUACUAGUCAUAUCCAGAUAUAGUGCCAAGUGAAAUUUUCUAAUUUCAGCUAGUUAGCAGCUAGCAAAAUUUUCAGACGCGAGACCCCCUCGAGGUACAUUUCUUGCUGUUUUUUGUGAUUUAAUACACGUUUCCUUUCAAAAUACAUAUACAGUUGCUUAAAUUUGGAGUCAAAUUGUUAUUAUCUUCUCUUCUUUUUUAUACUAAUUAUUUUAAUUUUCUCGGAAAAUUAAUUAUUUGAAUACAGGCCGUAAUUUGGAAUUUAUCUGCACGUGCUUUUUCUCAACUUUCUCUUGGUUUUCACUCUGAAUUUGGGGCAUGCGCCUCGAUCGCUGCAUGCAGCUAGAGAAUAUUAUUCAGGCCGGUUUGAUCGGAGAACAAAAGAAAAUGGGUUGACGAGAAGACGUGGAAAUCAUGCAGUAACAUCAAACUAUUGACAGGUUAAAAUGUAUUAUUUACCAGAAAGAGGGGCCAAAACUAAAUGUCAGUCAACUGGAAAGCCAAGUCAGGCUGCAUUAACAUUACUCAGCUUCUUAAAUUCAAUAGCGUGAAACAGACCCGUAAGAUAGAAGAAUGUACUCGGCUUGUCAAAAGUUAAGAGACUCCAUUACCAGUUCACAUCGGUGUGAUGCUUCAUAUGAAAACACGCAAGAGGGAUCUUAUAGACAGACUACAUUCACCUGGCAUGUCAUUUUCGUACGAUGAAGUGCUACGAUUGUCGUCAGAUAUGGCAAACGCUGUUUAUGAACACUUCAAGGCGACGGACACGGUAUGCCCUCCAAACUUGAAAACAAACGUAUUCACUACAGCCGCGGUUGAUAAUCUCGACCCCAACACUUCGUGGACAAAGGCAGUAAGUUCAUUUCAUGUCACCAGCAUUUCACUAAUACAGCACCCUUAACUGUGGAAGGGAAAGGUGUGGAAAACGCAAGCUUUAAGCAAAGAAAUGUGUCUGCAUCAAAGACUACAGGCCCACUGCCAUCCAGCUACACCAACAUAUAUACCUCCUUGGUCAUGUCAAAAAUUAAGACAAAGAGGAUGUGCAACCCACUGUUGCCAAGCAAGCUGGAAAUGGAGUAUCAUGGUCUGCUUACCACGGAGAACGACAGAAACGCGACAACCGGUACGAUGACAGAGAUCGUUGCUGCCUCUUCUUGCAGAAGCUGCUCACUCUAUAGCCAUGAUCAAGCAUGGCAUAACUGUUGCUAUGAAAGCUGUUGAACACCUCAACCAAGGGCAAACCGCAGUUAUAGCAUUCGAUCAACCCAUAUAUGGUUUAGCUAAGGAAAUACCAUAGAGAUAUCAAGACAACAUGGGAGAAGAUAAGCUGGUAGAUAUGAUUGGUGGACUUCUCAUAGAGUUAGCCGUUGUCAAAGCAACAGGAUCAUGGCUGUUGGGAAGUGGAUGGACAGAGGCUAUUGCUCAAGUCGGGAUAACCACCACUGGAAGGGCUGAGUCAUUAGUAACUUCUACGCACAUUACACGUACAAGAUACCUCCAUCAAGUUACGGCAUCCUCAACAGAGGCCCUAUAAGAAUUGCUACGCAAAAUCCGCGGAGAACCCUCCUCCAUUCCCCAAAUGGUGCAAAGAUCAUGCCAGCAAUAUCCCACAAUUCCAAUUCUGGAAUAUGAACGUCACGUUUGAGUUACUUAUUCUCAUUCUCGUGCGCUCCUUUCGACAAUCGGACUUCAGACAGUAUACAGCUGCUUUGAUGGCAAUUACCCCUUGGACGUUCGCUCUAGAUCGCACUAAUUAUUCGCGGUGGCUACCUGUUCAUAUUAGGGACAUGGUAGAACUACCAAAUAAACACCCGCAUGUCUACAAUGUGUUCUCGACAAGUGGUGGAAAUUUACAGUGCAGAAGAUGACCAAUACUUUUUCUUCUAUACCACUAGACCAGGCUCAUGAACAGAAUAAUGAGUUAAUCAAGGAGGACGGCGGGGGUAUUGGAAUCACUGAGACUCCUGGUGCACUUUUAAGAUGGAUAGUGGCUGGACCGGAGCUGGCAAGAGUGGUAAAAGAGUUUGAGAGUACAUUAAAGGAGGACAACACCGACAAGACUUGCAAGUUCAAUCUCUGGUUUCUACUAUAGAAAAGAGCUUGGCAACCCAUUUGAAGACCUGAUCUCACUUGUAUCGAAAGACAUAUAGCUGAUCCAGCAAAGCUACUUUGAACAACAUUGAGUCAGUUUGAAAGGGGCAGUAUGAACUCUUCAUCAAAGAAAGGUAGGCUUACGGAGAGAUCUUAGCCAAUCGACGACAGCAUUUCAAGAAAUAAUCUUCGUUUGUGGAAACCAGGGUCUAAGAUUUCAACAUCAAAAGAGAAAAUGAAGCUAAAAUCUGUAGAAACUGCUGUCUUCGAAGCUAUACAUCGGAUGUCAAAGUCGAGAUGGCGACCUCAAUGAUUUUCUUUCUCAUGAUGAUCAAGGCUCUUCUCUUUCAUUAUCGGACUGUGAGAGAAUUAGGUCAGGUAGCAAAUGUGACUUAA
Messenger RNA from Porites lobata, 3317 nucleotides. Lineage: Eukaryota; Metazoa; Cnidaria; Anthozoa; Scleractinia; Poritidae. The record is from the annotation of a GenBank genome assembly.